This is a messenger RNA of Saimiri boliviensis boliviensis (Bolivian squirrel monkey), 717 nucleotides long. It is a transcript of the gene FUOM, whose product is annotated as fucose mutarotase. The record is from RefSeq and is a predicted model, not a curated record. Gene Ontology annotation, molecular function: racemase and epimerase activity, acting on carbohydrates and derivatives; fucose binding. NCBI's taxonomy places the organism in Eukaryota, Metazoa, Chordata, Mammalia, Primates, Cebidae. Gene Ontology annotation, biological process: fucose metabolic process.
GCCCUCCCCGUCGUCCAGGCCAUGGUGGCGCUGAAGGGAGUCCCCGCGCUGCUGUCCCCCGAGCUGCUCUAUGCGCUGGCGCGGAUGGGGCACGGGGACGAGAUCGUUCUCGCGGACUUGAACUUCCCGGCCUCCUCCAUCUGCCAGUGCGGGCCCAUGGAGAUCCGUGCAGACGGCCUGGGCAUCCCGCAGCUUCUGGAGGCUGUGCUGAAGCUACUGCCCCUGGACACCUAUGUGGAGAGUCCGGCUGCAGUCAUGGAGCUGGUGCCCAGCGACAAGGAGAGGGGCCUGCAGACUCCGGUGUGGACAGAAUACGAGUCCAUCCUACUCAGGGCCGGCUGCUCGAGCGCCCUGGCAAAGGUCGAGAGGUUUGCGUUUUAUGAGCGGGCUAAAAAGGCUUUUGCUGUUGUGGCAACUGGGGAGACCGCCCUCUAUGGAAACCUCAUCCUCAAGAAGGGGGUGCUUGCCCUCAGCCCCCUGCUCGAAGCCUGGUGAAGACCACUGGGCCAGAAGAGGAACCAGGGGCACCUGAGCUCCAGGACCACCACUCACAGCAGGCCUGCCAGCGGCAGCUCCCAGACCUGGGCCCAGGCCGGGGCUCUAGGGGCCAGCAGUCUUGGGGUGUGCCUUGCCAAUUAGGAUGAGGGUCCCCCAAUUCAUAAAAAUGAUGGAAAAAUGUAGUCACAGUCGAUGUUCAGAUUAAAGGUUUCAAUUUCA